Molecule: messenger RNA, 4546 nt
Organism: Frankliniella occidentalis (western flower thrips)
Lineage: Eukaryota; Metazoa; Arthropoda; Insecta; Thysanoptera; Thripidae
Gene: Hydr2
Product: abhydrolase domain-containing protein 2
Exons: 7
Coding region: 215-1429 (404 amino acids)
Biological process (GO): steroid hormone receptor signaling pathway; medium-chain fatty acid catabolic process; sperm capacitation
Cellular component (GO): sperm flagellum; sperm plasma membrane
Molecular function (GO): acetylesterase activity; monoacylglycerol lipase activity
Source: RefSeq, a predicted model, not a curated record
CCUGGAAUGAGUCAAGAUCCAAGAUCCAAGCCGAAGCCGACCGCCAGCCUAUGUUUUGUCAAUACAGUUCUGAUAUUUGCGUAUCAAGCAUCUUUUGAGACAACACCUCAGGCUCAGUUAGUGACGCGCAAUAUCCCGUCCGAGAUUCAUGUCUGUUUUAAAGUAAAACCAGUUUGCCGAUCGAGGGGCCCAAAGGGGCCUAUAUAGCAACAAAAUGUCGACCGCCCUGCUAGCCUUCAUCGCCGUCAUCUUAUGCCUCCUCUUUCGAAUCCUGAACGUUAACAGCCAUGCCGAAAAGCCUGCCCUGUUCUGUAAGGAUAUGGACUUUCUCGAGACCGUGUCGAAGAUAUCCUCUGUCGUCCAGGAACCGUAUAUUCCUACAAGACUGUGGGGCUUUAGUGGACAUGUCCAAACUGUAGUACACAGUAUACUUGGACGCUUGAAGUGUCCGUGGCCUAUUGGUGAACGGUGCUGCCUUCAUCUCCCUGACGGAUCAACUCUUACCUAUGACUUAUACCAGCCCCUCAACCAAACUUUUGAAGAUGAUGUUACCCUAGCAAUUUGUCCUGGCAUAGGCAACACAUCAGAAAGUGUUUACAUUCGUACUUUUGUGCACUAUGCUCAAUGCCAUGGUUAUAGGUGUGUGGUAUUAAACCAUCUAGGUGCAUUAAGCAGUGUUGCCGUCACUGCCCCUAGAGUCUUCACUUAUGGCCAUACUGAAGAUUUUCAUUCUAUGGUUUGUAGUUUGGUAUCAAGGUACCCUGGUACAGAAGUUGUUGCAGUAGGCUUUUCUCUUGGAGGCAAUCUUGUUACAAAGUAUUUUGGAGAAUCUGACAAAACCAUACCAGCCAACAUCAUUGGUGGCAUUUCUAUUUGCCAGGGUUAUUGUGCUAUAGAUGGUAGUUCAUAUCUUCUGAAUUGGCAGAAUUUUCGCCGUGUGUAUCUGUAUGUGAUCACUGAAACAAUGAAAAGUAUCAUCCUCCGUCACCGCAAUGUCCUUCUGGCUGAGCCCAUUAAGAAAGCCUUUGGUCUCAAUGAGAGAGAUAUUGUUGCUGCUGCUACCUUACCAGAACUUGAUGAAGCAUACACAAGGAAAGUUCACAAUUUUAAAUCAGUCACAGAAAUGUAUCGCUGGAGCAGUUCAAAAUACUACUUCCAUAAUAUUAAACUGCCAAUGGUGUUCAUCAAUGCUCGUGAUGAUCCUAUUGUUCAUGAAAAUAUGUUAGAGUCUGUUCGAGAAUUUGCUUCCAACCAUCCCAAAAUUCUCUAUGUGGAAACUGCUCAUGGUGGUCACCUUGGAUUUUAUGAGGGAGGCUUCAUUCAUGCAAACCCGGUGACUUGGCUGGAUCGAUCUGUUGUUAGUCUCAUUGGGUCUUUGGUUUAUGCUCACUCUGAAAGUAAGCUCAAGUUCUCAUCAGGUGUCCACUGAACAUAAUAUUUUGAUCAGCUUUUUGGGGGGUUUUGAGAUUUUUAAGUUCUGCAAGAGAACAUUAUGCAUUUACUAAAUAGUUACUGAGAUUACAUUACCAAAGCAUAAUACAUAUAUUGCAUUCCAGUCAAAAUGUUCAUUACUAAGAACUAUUUAUUUACCAGUUUUCUUAUCAUUGUCUUUUUCUUGUAUCUAGGUUCAAGUUUAUCUCUUGUUUUUGAGAGUAGGUAGCUAUUAAUCAACUUUUGAUUCCUUUUGGAAGCAAAGGGAAAAGUAGUCUGCUCUUACUUUCUUGUUUACCAUCCACUGUUUUUGCAUUUUAAAAAAAUGUCUUCAUUUCUACCUUAAGAGGUUUUUUAGGUAAUGACAUCUUGUUUCUUAUGAUUCUACUACUCAGCUAUCAAACUACUCUUAGUGGUGACAUUUUGACUGACAUUAUUAUAAAAUACAUUUGAAUUCUUCACAGCAAUAUGAUGUGGAAGCUUUUGGUGCUUGCUUGAUCUCACCGAAUAAUAGCAACCGUAUUCAUUUCAUAAUUAUAUCUUAUAUUGCUUCAAGGGAUAUUUUUGGGGCCAUUUGUUUUGACAUAUAUUGGUGAGGUGAAGAAGUUGUUGGUAGUUUUUCCAGAAGACAAGCCAAGCCAUGUAGGCCAACACCUGCCAUAAACAACCAGUUCUGUUUCGCCAGGGGCUGGUUAUGGAUAACUGCUUUGUUUUAAUCCAUUUUUAUCAUUUUCAUUGGGUGUAACAUUUAAAAAUUGUUCUUAGUAGUUAUUACAAUACUUCAUGUACAAUUUUAUGUGCACGUAACCGAAGUGCUGGUACACUUCCCUGGAUGCACCGUUGUACUGUACUAUGUUUGUUGUCCUUUUCUUUUCAUUGAUCUUCCAUUUUUGCUCAUCCAGAGCCAUUCAAAUCAGAGAAAUUUAGCCCCUGUCUUCAUAGUCUUUUUCUGAUGUACUCCAGUGCGUCCUCUAUUCCAUUUGACAACAGACAGUUUGGUGAUCUGUCCAUUCCUCAUGUACCAUUUUCUAGUUAAAUGUGAUACAGUUUAAUAUGUGUACUUUCAUUUGCUGAUGAUCAUUUUUAUGUCUUUAAAAUAGUGAUAUGAUAUAAGACAUUUUGACUAUGUUUGUGUAUCAAAAACAACUGAUGUUCUGAUGUUAAAUUAAGUAGACAAUUAACUUUUAUAAGUUAUUUAGAGGACAAGUUUUUCUUGGAGGAUGUAAUAAUUGAAACUUUAUUGGUCCGCCUGAGAUUUCAAAAUGCCAACAUGUAAAAGUAUGGGAUAUUAUGGUUGUAAGUGUGUUUCGACUUCUGUAUGGAGAGUGAUGCCAUCAUUUUAACUGGAUGCAAGUUGAUCUGCUCAAUCCAUCUUUUUAAAAACUUUCUGGUCUCAAAUCAUACAAAUAUAAUUAAUAUGUUUGCAUAGUCAAUCAACUUAAAUAAAGGUUGCUAUAUUGAUUUACUCUGCAUGAGAGAAUUCUUAGCUCUAAUCUUUUUGACUGGCAUUUGAAGAUGUUUUUCAAAUUUGACUAAGUGAAAGCUGUUCCCUUUAAGAGAUGAUUUAAAAGGAAUGGACUGAGUGAGAUCAUCUGUUUCCAAUUUUGUGCUGGUAAUGAAGUUUUGGGAUCUUAUCAUAAUAUUAUACCAAUGUUGGUGAAUAACCUAAUCUUACAUUUUAUUACGAAUAGAUUUCUCAAGGACUGAUUAGUAUCAGAUUUCUAAAAGUACUUAAGUGUUGAUGUUGUGCACACGAUCACAGGCUACCUAGAGAGAUCUGUGACUGGACUGGACGUGGCUGCUUAUGCAUUAUUGCUCAGUCUGAACUUCCUGUACUGUUACAGACAAUAUUUCUCAGUUAGCUUGGUGAAUAGUGAAAAUGCUGUAAGUGAGAGCAAUGAUGAGUCAAACUUUAUUCUUUCUUUUUGGCCUUGGCUUUUGAAGCUUAAACCCAUAAAUCUUUUAUUUUAGUACCAUAUCAAAGUCAUCCAACUUUUAGUUUCUUGUUUACAUUAUUUCACAAUGUGAUAUUCACUGCCCUUUGGGGCUUGUUUCUGAAUAGCAUUUAUAAGUUUAGAUAGGAGUUUGUUUUGCUUUAUUUUCAAUGUCGAUGUUUUAAAAUUGGUCUUUGGUUUUGUGUUCCUUAUUCUAAUUGGAGCUCAUUACUUUAAUUAUAUGGAAGACCAUUUGGUAUGGUUGUGAGAUACAAGCAGCAGGCAAAGGGGAAAUUCCUUUACGGGGUAUUUAAUAUAUAUUACAUGUCUUUAGUAACAAGAAAGACUCUGAAGGUCAUUUUUACCAUGCUACUUGAAAUAUCAGAAAGUAAAGCAGCUAAUCUAAUCUUUAGAACUUAUUGGGCAUUGUUGUUUUUGUUUUUGUCUGCAGUUGUUUUAAAAAUCCUGCUUCAGAUUCAUGCCAAAAUAAGUGCAUUUCUAGUCCAUGAUUUAUUUAUAAUGUUGUCAGUAAAAUUAUUUUAUUUAAAAUACUAACUUUUAUUUAUCUUGCAUAAAAGAACCCAACUAUUCUUUUUGAAUGCUUCAAUUGUUAAGAAUCUUAGCUUCCAAUUCUUAGUGUUAAAUUUUGGAUAUUACUGUAAAGGGGCUUGGUAGAUAUGACAGGGACACCUGGUUUUGUUGGACCUUCUGUUGGUAGUAAACAGGUUUGCACAUUCCUGACCAGUAUUUUAACUUUUAACCCACUCUUAUUCAGCACAAAAAGCAGCACUUUUAAGCUGCACUUGGAAAAAAUUUCCUCUUUACCAUAAUUCAUUUACAUUUCAAGUGUUAUUCAAAAUAUGAAUUGUCUUUUUUAAAGGAAAUCUUGCGUUUGUCAAUUGGACUGUUGCAGUAUUAGGGAAUUUUAUUUCCUGUUCCUUUUUGUGCCAAAAGCUAUAUCAUUUUCCUGGAGAGUUCUGUACUCUCUCUUCCUCUGUGUAGUUUAGUGAAUAUUAUCAAAUAUCUUACCAAGUCCCUACCUAAAACAUUUGGUGGAAAAAUCAUGCUUGUGAUAAUCAUAACACCUUUUGUACUCUCCAUCUUUUCAGAUGAAUUGAAUCCUUAGUUGAAUUGUUUAAGGGUGAGAUUUCGAAUUCGAUUUAUACAUUAUUUUGAUGAGA